This is a messenger RNA of Aedes albopictus (Asian tiger mosquito), 5856 nucleotides long. It is a transcript of the gene Usp47, whose product is annotated as ubiquitin carboxyl-terminal hydrolase 47. The transcript is spliced from 15 exons. The record is from RefSeq and is a predicted model, not a curated record. Gene Ontology annotation, molecular function: cysteine-type deubiquitinase activity. NCBI's taxonomy places the organism in Eukaryota, Metazoa, Arthropoda, Insecta, Diptera, Culicidae. Gene Ontology annotation, cellular component: nucleus; cytosol. The coding region runs from base 598 to 4509 and encodes 1303 amino acids. Gene Ontology annotation, biological process: protein deubiquitination.
CACACACAAGAGACUCUUCGAGAUUUUCGUAGCUCGAGUUCGGCAGAAAACGUCGUCGUCGUCGUAUAGUUUGUCGCGGUGCGUUUUUGUGCGGAUGCGAAUUUUUGUGUGCGAGCGAAGCGAGUGCAGCAGAAAAAUUGGAAUAUUUUCAGUGCUUUUUCCGGGAGUGCGACGUAAAGUAGCUAAUUUCUGUGGUGUUUUUCGUUAUUGUUUGUGUGCCGGGUGUGCGUUGCGUCGAAUUUAGAGCAUUUACGGGCGAAACGAAAAAAAUGUGCCGCUUACCCAGGUGAAAAUAGUGAAAGAAAUCUGCUGGAAUUUUACUUUUUCUUCCGAAGAUUCGGAAGGGAGCGACACAACGAACGAAAAAAAAAAGAAGAAUCGAAAAGGCUUCCUUUUUUACUUGGCGAGCCUGCUGGAAGCAAGUGAACGAAGGAAUAAUAUUUGAUUGGCGAACCCCAAGGAACGCAAUUUCAUAGCCGCGACUAGGUCCCGGAUCGAGUGUGGAUUGAACACCCGGGGAAACGACAGGAAACAACCUGAAACGAAUUUGGAUAUUUACUCGACGUGUUGCCGAUUACGAAACGUUGACGAUACGCGAUGGUAUGCGUCCAAGAGGAGGAAGCAAUUUGCGUCGUCGUCGAUCCACGCCCGGACGCACAACAGCGAAGAUUCAGCGUAAAAGUACGAGCCCACAACACGGUUGCCGAUUUGUAUGCCCAUGUAAGAUUGCAAACUGUGUAUCCAGAGUUUGAACUUGUGUUCCCCGCCAAGGAUAGCUGUGGAGAGUUAACAUUGCACGACAAGAAACAGAAAACCAUUGCCGAUGUAGGAAUUGAGCUUGGCAGAAAGACUACGGUGCACAUUCAACCGAAAGUGGAAGAUUAUUCCAGUGCGGCUAUCACAGUUCAAACGGACAUGUCUUCCGACGAUGGGUUUGAUCUAGGCGCUUCGGCGAGUCCCGUUGAGUCGUCCAAUCACAAUAUGCCGGCUCCACCACCCCUUCCGGCGCCAGGCUUCUACGAUACAACUCAUACUGAAAUCCAUGCCAAUACAACAUCUCGAUUGCGACGAUACACCGAUGAGCAUGCACAGUCUUCGUCCAACAACUAUCGUGGUCUGGUGAACCAGGCUAUGACCUGCUAUCUCAACAGUUUGCUGCAGGCACUCUUUAUGACCCCAGAGUUCCGGAAUGCUCUAUACAAAUGGGAGUUCGAUGGCAAAGAUGAAGCGAAAUCGAUUCCAUACCAACUGCAGAAGUUGUUCGUCAACCUGCAGACAUCGCCCAAAUCCGCAGUCGAAACGACCGAUUUGACGCGUAGUUUCGGUUGGGACUCGGCUGAGGGCUGGCAGCAGCACGACAUACAAGAACUGUGUCGUGUGAUGUUCGACGCGCUGGAGCAGAAAUUCAAAAACACCAAACAGGCAGAUUUGAUCAAUCGUCUGUACGAGGGUAAAAUGAUCGAUUACGUCAAAUGUCUCGAUUGCAACACCGAAAAGCAGCGGGAAGAUAAGUUCCUCGACAUACCGCUGCCGGUGAGACCUUUCGGAAACACUGUAGCCUACGAAAACAUCGAAGAUGCCUUGAGGGCUUUUGUUCAGCCGGAGGUUCUCGAGGACAACAAUCAGUAUCAUUGUGAAACCUGUAACAAAAAGUGCGAUGCACACAAGGGACUUAAGUUUACCAAAUUCCCGUACAUCUUGACGUUGCAUUUGAAGCGGUUCGACUUUGAUUACCAGACGUUCCACCGAAUCAAGCUGAAUGACAAAGUCACGUUCCCGCAAACGUUGAAUUUGAACAACUUUGUCAACAACGCAUCGGGAGGCGUCGAAAAAUGUGCUACAGUCGAUUCUGCUACGGCAAGCAUGAAUGGAGCCACGUCGGUUCCGCCAUUAGUGCAAAUGGAAACAGCGGAGAACUUCAUGAAGACCUACGACGAAUGCAGUACCACCGACAGUGGGUCGGCCCUCGAGGAAGAUUCUUCUUUCCAGAACGGAACGUCAGUGUCAUCGACUACCACUACACCGAACGAUCAGUUCAUGAAUCAGGAGGACGACGAAGGCAUUGAUAUGGACUUGAACGGUGACAGUAAAUCUCCGUCAGUGAGCAACUUUAACGCUCCCGGUCCGUACGUGUACGAGCUGUUCGCCAUCAUGAUCCACUCGGGCAGUGCGUCCGGGGGUCACUACUAUGCCUACAUCAAGGACUUCAACAGCAGCAAGUGGUACUCGUUCAACGAUCAGACAGUUUCACCGAUCACGCAAGAUGAUAUCCAGAAAUCGUUCGGUGGAGGAUCUACAAAGACGUACUAUUCGGGAGCGUACGGUUCCAGUACCAAUGCCUACAUGUUGAUGUACCGCCAGAUUGAUUCGUCCAAAAACAGCUCGCCCAUCAAGGAGGAAGAGUUCCCAGAGCACAUCAAGAAACUGGCCAUCAAAAUCCGUGACUCGGAUGGACAGCGCAACAAGGUUGACAGUGAUGCAGUGACGGUAAAGGUGUACUUCGAAAAUCCACGCACGCGCGCCAUCAAGAAUUACAAAAUGUUCCUCCUCAAUGAGAACACACUGACGGAAGCGCUGGAGGAAGCCUACAGGGUGCUACAUGUGAAGGGCAUUGUGCCGAUGGAACGUUGCCGAUUGGUGGGAUACGAUCGCCAUACGGAGUGGAUCGAAAAGAGCUUCGAAGGACAGGAGGGAGAAAGAAUUGAUGAGGUUAUGCGACAACUGAACAGAUCAAGCGAAUUGUUGCUGGAAACGCGUGAAGAGCACGAAGUAUUCGAACCAUAUCUGUGUGAUGGUUUGAUGACGAAGGUUUACCGAGUAGACAUGGCCACCCGAGACGUUGACGGACCGUUCUCGGUGAGGGUGAGCAAAACUCAAACCGUGUUGGACUUCAAGCAAAUUCUGGCGCGCAAAUUUGGGUUGUAUGAGAAGACUUUGGUGUUGGGCUUGAACGAUUACAAGAAGGGCAGCAAAAUUUUGUCCAACAACGAUGCCACAUUGAAGGAAGAGGACAUGAUUGAAUACUCCAAGGUGUUCGUGGCUGUAAACAAUCCUGAUGAUCCAGAGUAUGGUACCAGAUUUAAACAGUUUGUGUCGACGUUGGAUCAUCUGAUUGGAAUAUAUUUCGUUCUACCGAACAUGGAGCCAGACACGUUGAAAAAGUUGUCUAUUCCACCAUACGUCCCCAAGGCGCUGCCUCAAAUGAAUGGUAACGCAUCCGACGUACAUAUGGCCAACACGGACAGCAACAGCGAGGACAGCAGUUUGAGUGACAACGACCGGACGCUGGUGGAAGACGACGUCCACACGCAAUUGAAUGGCGAAGUCAGCAAUUUGCAUUUCACCAACGGCGUUUCAACGACCACCACCGCCACUACCAAUGGUUUCAAGGACGCCGAUGAGGACGACGAGGAGGAAUCGUAUCUGGCGGAGUGUAGGAAUAAUGACUACUACUUCAAAGUGGCUCCGCUGGUGUACCACAGUGCGCACAACGAAUCGGGACCCCAGGAAGAAACCGGAAGCAGUAGCAGUAGUGAUAACGAAAAAGUGAUUAAAGUUCUGAUUGACAAACGUGCCAAUCAUGGAUACCUAAAGUAUAGACUGCAGUCAUAUUUGAAAGUGCCAAUGGAGUAUUUCAAGUUAUUCAAAAACUUGACAGUUAAUCUGCAGGAAAUCACUCUACUCAAGGAGGAGCUAAAUGCGUACAAGGACGGCGAUCGUCUAACGAUCGAACUUGGUCGCGUUCUGCGCAAAGGUGAGUAUAAGAUAAACCUGUACUACUUCAACGUGAACGAUGUCGUUGACGACCUCGAUAAUUUACCGCUCCUGUGUAACUGGAUUGUUCGCAACGGGCAAGAGGUGGGUCAAAUCAAAAAGGACGUCCUAGCUCAUUUGGCUACCUCCGAUAGCAAAUACAAUAACCUAAUGCACGAGCGCUGUCGACUGCGGAAGAAAUGCUGGAAGAGCAUCUCCAAGGUGUACACUGACGAGCAAAAGAUUGGGGAAGAUGUAGCACUGACCACCAGCGCUGAUAUGAUCCUGCAAGAAGUGGAAGACCUCCCGAGUGUGACGCCCACGCAUUACAACGAUGUAGUGCUCUUUAUCCGACAGUGGCAUCCAAGCGAGAUGAAACUAGGCAAAAUGCAGGAAAUCCUAUUUCCAAAUAAAUGUGAACUGAAGAAUCUCCUUUCCAAAAUUAGUGAGAUUCCUGAGGACAACAUCGAGUACGCCAAACUGCAAACACGCGAAUCGGUGUCGGUUCUACAGAUCCAUAAUAGCCUACAAUGGACGUCGACUCCGAAACGGUCCGACGAUUACGAUUGCAGUAGUUUCCAGGAUGGCAACGUCGUGUACUAUAGAGACAAAACCGAACCGCUAGCGGAGCUGACGGCCGAACAACGCAAAGAGCUGACCAAGAAAGACAUUCGCAACAACUCGACGUACUCGCCGCGCAAGGAACGUGCGCUCAAGAUCUACGUGGAUGCCUCGCCAAAGAAGGCCGACGACUGAUUGCAGCUGACGACGGCCGAGUGCAGCAGUGGUACAAAGCGAAGGAAGUGUUGCAUCUGAUCGAAAGGGAGAAGUCGAAGUCUGAGCCAGUAGGAAGGGGGAGGAAAAGUGUCGCCCGCGUCCGGUGAUAGCGCACAGGAGCAACAUUAAACUAGCUUUUACAGAGAGCGAAAAAAAAGCAAACCAAUGAGACACAGAAGCGAGCUAUUAGAAUUGCACGGCAUGCAGAUUUUAUGUAAAAAGCAAAAACAACGUAAAUGAGCCAUUUUCUGCGCAUUCUUCAAACCCUUAGAUGAGUCAAACCGGCAACUUAAAUAUGAUUCGGAAUAAAGUGCUUUCUUGAAGAUAUAACAUGUAUUGGUGAGUGUAUGCUACCUUGGUUUAAUAAAAAAAAUAGUAAAAUAAAUACCAUAUUCCGGUCAUUGUACAAUGGACACAGUAAGCAAAUUUAUGAGACACAUUUCGUUCGAUGUGUUUUUUGUCGAAUGAUUUUGUUUUUAUUUUUCUGUUAGGUUUGCUCACUGCACCCUAUGUGCGACAAACAAAGAAUUCAAAAGCUGCGCAGAUUUAUGGGCAUUUACGAUUGAUUAUUCAAGAGCUGUUGUAUUAUAAAUUCACUUCGGUGUGGAAUUGGGAUAGAUCCAAAGAGUCUACUGUCCAAUUCCUGUUAAAUGAGCUCGUAUAGUAAUGAGUAAUUUUUUUACAUUGAUUUGUACUUGAAUAAUUAUCUACUGUUAUCUUUGUUUAAGAAGAGGGAUUGAGAGUCGAUUUGGAAAUUAUUUUUUAUGUUUGAUACUGUGGUCUUUAUUUGUUUAUCUAAAUUAUCUUUGAUCAAACAUCAGUUGGAGAUUUUUUGUGACAGUUUUUGCCUUUAGUAAAAUAUUUUUAUUUAACUUUUUUGACCAGUACUUUUGAAAGAGACUGUCCAGAUAUUGUGUAAAGGUGCAAAGUUAUAAUAAUCUAGAUUAUGACCAUAACAAAGAUAUGCUUGUGGGAGCUUCAUUUAUCUGUGAAUGCGCUUAGGCCUAUCGUGAAUUAUUUAUAUCCAUAGUAUUUCCUACGUUGAUGAAACUGUUCCUGUACCUCAUCAAUUCAUAUCAUAGUCUUGUGCAUCAUAGCAUAAUCAUCAAUUAUCAUCAUAAUUAGCAUAGAAUUUGCUAUGAAUUCCCAUUACCUCUUUUUUGUUGAAGAAGCGCGCAUCGACCCAUCAUCCCUUGUCUUUUUAUACAGUUAUCGUUCAGUUUAUCCUUUGUACCUACUGUUGUAUCAACUGGUCAUUGACGUUUCUACAUAAAUUUCAAAAAUACGUGAAGCAAAUGUGAGAAUAAAAUUUACUUACUGCUCUGA